Theileria equi strain WA is the source of this 672-nucleotide messenger RNA. RefSeq lists its product as hypothetical. NCBI's taxonomy places the organism in Eukaryota, Apicomplexa, Aconoidasida, Piroplasmida, Theileriidae. The record is from RefSeq and is a predicted model, not a curated record. Bases 1 to 672 code for a protein of 223 amino acids. Gene Ontology annotation, molecular function: protein binding. The transcript is spliced from 4 exons.
AUGGAAGCCCCAAAGGACGACGAAAUUGAGCCAAACGAGUGGUACGAUGACGAGGGCGGAAACGACGCCUCAACCGCCGUCAAAACGGAAGUUAAUGGGUGUCUAGGGGAUAUAAACAGUCACGGAGAAUCGGAUCUGUUUGGGAAUAAAUCGCCGACAUUUUUAAAGGAACGCGGAAAUUUGCAUUUCAAGGAAGAGAGAUAUGAAGAGGCCAUAGAGUGGUAUACAAAGGCAAUAAUGAGGCUAGAAUAUUCGGAAAAUGACGUGCUGAGGGCACAAAUUUUGUGCAAUCGAGCGGCUUGCCACCAGGCCCUAAAGUCCUGGGAAACAUCAAUACAGGACUGCAAUGAUGCUAUAUGCUUCGACGGAUCAUAUGCAAAGGCCUUUGUGAGGAGAUCCGUGGGAUAUGAGAAUAUAAAAUCGUAUCAGAGGGCGUUGGCAGAUUUAAAAAAGGCCAUAGAGCUGGAUCCGACACUAGAGGACAAAUACAAAGCCAGACGGGACCAGCUGAAGAAGCAUGCCGAUGUAGAAUUUGAACGGGAAAAGACAGAGAUGAUGGGUAAACUCAAAGAUUUUGGAAACACAAUGCUAGGAAAGUUCGGGCUCUCUCUAGACAACUUUAAAGUGAACAAGAACGAAAAUGGGUCGUACAAUAUACAGUUUCAACAGUGA